Molecule: messenger RNA, 717 nt
Organism: Brassica napus (rape)
Lineage: Eukaryota; Viridiplantae; Streptophyta; Magnoliopsida; Brassicales; Brassicaceae
Exons: 2
Coding region: 1-717 (238 amino acids)
Source: RefSeq, a predicted model, not a curated record
AUGAUUUUCAAAAGCAGGGAAGAGUUCAAACACCACAUGGCCAAGUAUGCGAUCAAAAAUAAAUUCUGGUUUCGUAACUCAAGGUCUUCUCCAGAUGGGAUGGUCUUACGAUGCUUUAGUAGCACUUGUAACUGGCGUGUAUACGCCAAAAGGAUGAAAAACGUAACUUCCUACGAAAUUCGAAGAGUUGACUUGCAACACACGUGUUCUGUUGAUUCACGUGCUGGGUAUCAAAGCCAAGCUACACAUUCGGUCAUUGGGGAGAUGAUGAAAGCCAUGUUUGGCAGUAGUGGCGCUGGAUCUCGUCCUGAAGAAAUAAGACAGGUCAUGCAAGGUGACCACAAUGUCCGUAUUUCAUAUUGGAAAGCUUGGAGAUCUAGACAAAUUGCUCUGGACUUUGCUAAAGGAUAUUCUGGCGCUUCUUUCAACCUGAUUCCAGACUACCUGAAGCAGUUGGUUCAAGCAAAUCCAGGGACGAAGACAGCUUUACAUACGGAAUUUGAGGAUGGAGUUGGCCAAAGAUUCAAGUACUUGUUCAUUUCGAUUGGAGCAUGCAUUGAAGGGUAUAGGUAUCUAAGGAAAGUUGUAAUCGUUGACGGAUCACAUCUCCGGGGAAAAUACGCUGGAUGCCUUUUGUCCGCGUGCGCUCAAGAUGGAAACUACCAAGUUUAUCCAUUAGCUAUUGCGAUCGUCGAUGGCGAGAACGACAAGGCAUGA